This is a messenger RNA of Antechinus flavipes (yellow-footed antechinus), 4566 nucleotides long. RefSeq names its product transmembrane channel like 6 (gene TMC6). Bases 279 to 2639 code for a protein of 786 amino acids. Gene Ontology annotation, molecular function: mechanosensitive monoatomic ion channel activity. NCBI's taxonomy places the organism in Eukaryota, Metazoa, Chordata, Mammalia, Dasyuromorphia, Dasyuridae. The record is from RefSeq and is a predicted model, not a curated record. The transcript is spliced from 20 exons. Gene Ontology annotation, cellular component: plasma membrane.
AAAUGCCUGCUGCUCCUUGACUCAAGCGGAGAAUGGAAGGGGAAAGAAAGAGAAACAAAAGAAUUAAAGGAAGAUCUAGUGGAAUUUGAGUCUGGCUGGGUGAGAAGAAAGGAGAAAUCUUGUGCAAGGAAGCUGUGAGGUAUAGGAGAGAGAUCACUGCACUUGCCUGAGGUCGGAAUCCUUGGCUCUGCCCGCUUCCUUAUUGGAACGUCUUUUUUUCUGCUCAGGGUGGGAUACAGUUGUGAUAGGCGCCUGAGCGGCACUGGGAAGUGCCUGAAAUGUCCCGGACCCCUUCUUUCGUCCUUCCGAUUCCUGAAAGCAGGGAAAGCUCUAGCCAGGAUCUCAGCCCAUAUGAUGAGAGCAUUGUACAUGACUCCUUCCAUCAACUCAUCCAGGAACAGAGUCAGCGGGCUGAAGUUGAACCUCUGGAACUACAAGAGUGGCCUGCUAGGGACAAUGGUGGAGGUUCCCAGCGCCACAGGGCUCCUCAGGAGUAUAGCUCAGCCACACUUCGAAUCCUGGCCAAUAUGCCCAGUCGAACCAUUGGCCGAAGCAGGGGAGCCAUUAUCUCACAGUACUACAAUCAAACAGUCAAACUAAGGCGGAAAAAUAGCCGACCCUUGCUGAGAGACAUGUCACGUUCUGCACGACCCAGUAUUCGGCAAUAUGACUUGGAAUUGGAUUUGACCCCCAGGGAAGAAGAAGAGAAGCGAAGUUUGUUGGUGGAGGAACUGCAGGGCCUGACAAUAACCCAGAGGAACCACAUGCUGCAGAAUAUGCCCCUGAGCCUGACUGAGAAACGCUGCCUCCGACAGGAUGUCUAUAUUCGUAGAGGAAGACAGAGAUACUAUCAAGUCAGCCAGAUCCAGUUGUACUGCUGUAGUCACCUCAAGUAUCACUGUAUCAUAGCUUUCCGCAGCUUGUGGUAUGGUCUUCUCUCUGGUCUAUAUGCUCUGAAGCCCUGGCGUUACUCCCUAAAGCAAAUCAGUGGACAGUUUGGCUCGAGUGUGCUCUCCUACUUCCUUUUCUUGAAGACCUUAGUCUCCUUCAACAUCCUGCUCCUCCUCCUCCUGCUGCCUUUCAUUGUGGCCGUGCAGGUGGCCUUCCCCCCCACUUCAGAGUCCUCUAUCUUCCAGUCAUUCACAGGCCUGGAGCUCUUCACUGGAGGAGGCCCAUUCACCCACACAGUGAUGUACUACGGCUACUACAGCAACUUCACCUUGAAUCAGCCAUGCUCCUCCCAUCAGAGCAGUGACCACUGUCCUGCAAAUGCAGUCCAUCUGCCAUAUAAUAUGCCCCUGGCCUACCUCUUUACCAUUGGCUUUUCCUUCUUUAUCACCUGCAUCACUCUGGUAUACAGCAUGUCUCGUUCCUUUGGGAAGAGCUAUCGGGUGGGCAGUACCCUUGGAAUCCACGCCAUCACCGUCUUCUGCUCUUGGGACUACAAUGUCACCCAAAAAUGGGCUUCCCGCCUACAACAUGAUAACAUUAGGACACAGUUGAAGGAGCUUUUGGCUGAGUGGCAGCUGAAGCAACACCCAAGAAGUAUGUGUGGGAGACUGAGACAGAUGACAGUGCUAUUUCUGGUAUGGCUGCUGUCCCUAGGUUCUGUCCUGGGUUGUGCCAUUGCUGUCUACUCAUUUUCAGAGUUCAUGCAUGAAAACCAUGAGAUUAGGACUGAGAGGAUUAGUGAGAAGCUCCGGGAAGCCCGUCUGCUGAUUCUUCCCCUCAUAGUCUGCAUCAUCAACUUGGUGGUUCCCUAUUUCUACAAUGUCCUAGCCAUCUGUGAGCAGCAUGAUUCUCCUGUUUUGGAGGUCUAUGUGGCUAUUUGCAGGAACCUGAUUCUCAAGAUGGUUAUUUUGGGACUUCUCUGUUACCGCUGGAUGGGUCGUAAAGUUAGAUCGCUAGAAGACCAGUGCUGGGAGACAUUUGUGGGGCAGGAGCUCUACCGCUUCAUGGUGAUGGACUUUAUCUUUACACUUGUGGACACCUUCUUUGGAGAGCUGGUCUGGAGGCUCAUUUCAGAGAAGCUGAAGCGGGAUCGGAAACCAGAGUUUGAUGUUGCUCGAAAUGUACUGGAGUUGAUUUAUGGACAGACCCUGACCUGGCUGGGUGUUCUCUUCUCUCCUCUUCUGCCUGUCAUCCAGGUUCUCAAGCUCCUGUUCUUGUUCUAUAUCAAGAAGAUCAGCCUCAUGGCAAACUGCCAGGCACCUAGGAAACCCUGGAGAGCUUCACAUAUGACCACUAUUUUCAUCACUCUCCUCUGCUUCCCCUCCUUCUUAGGGGCAGCCAUAUUCCUUUCCUAUGCCAUCUGGCAAGUGAGACCCUCCAGAACUUGCGGCCCCUUCCGGACCUUGGACACCAUCUAUGAGGCUGGGAAAAUUUGGAUUCGUCACCUGGAGGAAGCCAGUCCCAGUGUUACUUGGUUUACCUGGAUUCACCAGAAUCUUGUGGAAAAUACCUUUUUUAUUUUCCUUAUGUCAAUUGUGCUUCUAGUUGCAAUCUAUUUCAAUAUCCAGGUGGUGAAGGGACAGCGGAAAGUUAUCUGCCUCCUCAAGGAACAUAUUAAUAAUGAGGGAGAAGACAAAAUCUUCCUUAUCAACAAAAUUCACUCCAUCUAUGAGAAGAAGGCAAUCUAAGUGAAAUGAGCAGAACCAGGAGAUCAUUAUAUACCUCAACAACGAUACUGUUUGAGGAUGUAUUCUGGUGGAAGUGGAUCUCUUUGCUAAAGAGAGCUAAUUCAGUUUCAAUUGAUUAAGGAUGGACAGAAGCAGCUACACCCAAAGAAAGAACACUGGGAAAUGAAUAUAAACUGCUUGCAUUUUUGUUUUUCUUCCCAUGUUAUUUAUACCUUCUGAAUCCAAUUCUCCCUGUGCAACAAGAGAACUGUUCAGUUCUGCACACAUAUAUUGUAUCUAGGAUAUACUGUAACCUAUUUAACAUGUAAAGGACUGCUUGCCAUCUGGGGGAGGGAGUGAAGGGAGGGAGGGGAAAAAUCGGAAUAGAAGUGAGUGCAAGGAAUAAUGCUGUAAAAAAUUACCCUGGUAUGGAUUCUGUCAAUAAAAAGUUAUUAAAAGAAAAAACAAAAAACAAAAAAGAGAAGAAGGCAAUCCACCAAUAAGGGUCUGAAGCCAGAAGGUGAGAGGCCAUAAUGGGGCAAUGGGCACCCAGAGCUGUGGCUGGGUGAGGGUGAGGUGGGUAGUAGACAUAACAAGGAAAGGGAGAUGCAGACAUAGACAAUCUAGGACUGGGCUGGGCAAAAGAUUGGCUUACCAGAAGUGCAGUGACAGUGAUAUCUUCUGAUAAUUCUCUAGUGUACAAAAUCCUCUUGCAUUGGGGGGAGCUAUUAGUUUUCUCAUUUCACAAUGAAGCAUCUUGAGCCUGAUAGGGAAUGAUAGUUAAAUGUUUUCCCUAGCGUCUCAGCCUUUUUAUCCUCCUCCACACCCCUAACUACCUUGCUAGUUAGUUACCUUCCUGAAAACAGUGCCAAAAAUCUCUAUUCUCUGGAAAUCUCUAUCCCCGAGUUAAGAGUGAUGCACUGAUAUGAGAUAUUGUAGCAAAAAUGGUGCAUGAUUGGAGUCAGGUAGACUUGUGGUCAAAUCCUCACUCAAAUGUUUACUAGCUCUGUGACUCUGGACAGAAUUGUUAAUCUUCAUUCAUCUGUAAAAUGGGGACAAUAAUAGCUACUAUCUCACAUGGUUGUUAUGAGGAUGAAAUAAGAUUAUAUAUGAGAAGAUUUUUGUAGACCUUAAAGUUUUAUAAAUGCUAGUUACUAUUGUUGUUAUCUUGAUGGUCAAGGGGAUUCUCUCUUCUAUUCCUUAUUUUCCUUGACUGAGGAAGGUUUUAACCCUGAACAAACUGUUUCCAAUCUCUGGGUUUCAGUUUCUUCAUCUGUAAAAUGAGAGGGUUGGAUUUGAGGACCCUAAAGUUCCCUUCCAGCUAGCUCUGGCAUUCUAUAAUUUUACAAUAGCCACUAAAUAUGAACAGGUUGUGUGUGUGUGCGCAUGUGCAUGUGUGUGCGCAUGUGCGUGUGUGCGCAUGUAUCUUGGGGGUGUAGGGAGGAAAGCUUUAUAUAUGCAUAUACAUCUUUUCCUAGCUGUUAUGCUAUAUAUAGUAUUUUGUUGUUCAGUGACUUCAGUCACAUCUGGCUCUAUGACCCCAUUUGGGAUUUUCUUGGCAAAAAUAUGGAAUAGUUCACCAUUUCCUUCUCUAGUUCAUUUUAUAGAAGAGGAAACUAAGGCAAACAGAUUAGGUGACAUACCCAAGAUCCCAUAGCUAGAAAGUGUCUAAUGUUGGAUUUGAACUUAGUUCUUCCUGGUCUGGCUCUGUUUCACUGUGCUCCCAUAUAGCAGGUAAGGAAAAUAAUUUUCAUAUAUAAUAUAGCAGGUAAGAAAAAUUAGGAAAAAGAAUGAAUCAAAAAUCCAUUGGUACUUCUAUUAAAAAGAUUAGUUAUUUCUUUGUUUAGGAAAACCCUUCUGUAUUGACUAAAGAUCUGUGAAAAAAAUGACUGAGCCUGCAUCUUUGCUGUAGAAUUCAAGAAAUAAAAUUCAAGAUUAUUUUUAUUUA